Galleria mellonella (greater wax moth) is the source of this 7482-nucleotide messenger RNA. RefSeq names its product atrial natriuretic peptide receptor 1. The transcript is spliced from 22 exons. Gene Ontology annotation, molecular function: protein kinase activity; peptide receptor activity; ATP binding. Gene Ontology annotation, biological process: cGMP biosynthetic process; intracellular signal transduction; receptor guanylyl cyclase signaling pathway. Gene Ontology annotation, cellular component: membrane. Lineage: Eukaryota; Metazoa; Arthropoda; Insecta; Lepidoptera; Pyralidae. The record is from RefSeq and is a predicted model, not a curated record. Bases 98 to 3478 code for a protein of 1126 amino acids.
AAACUAUUUAGUUAAUAAAAAUAAAGUUGAAUAUUAUAGUCGCCAAUUUUCGAAGAGAGAAUAUAACAUUUUGAAGUGAAGAGUGGAGAUUGGAAACAUGGAUGUGAUGAAAAUAUCCUUUUUGUUUCUGUUCAUCCUCGUGUUAUCUACACAGUCGGAACGGACAGUUUAUAAAAUAGGUGUACUAAUGGCGUCGCGUUUGGACUCACCGUUCGACCUGGAGCGGUGCGGUCCCGCCGUCGACUUGGCAUUGGAGAAAGUAAACGAGAAGUUCCUGUCGCAUCAUGGAAUUGAACUGCAAAAGGUGCAGGGAAGUUACCCAUCGUGUUCAGGGGCGAUAGCUCCGGGUCUGGCCGCGGACAUGCAUUUCAAAGACGACGUAAUCGCUUUCGUGGGACCAGCCUGCGCUUUCGCCUUGGAACCAGUAGCGAGACUGGCUGCAUAUUGGAAUACACCCAUUAUCACUGGCAUGGGUGAUCAGCCCCCUUCUGAAGGAGAACUGGCAGCACCAGCGAGCGUUGUUAGCCGAAUGCAUCGAUUGAGGAAUCUUCGCAAAGGGAUCAAGCCGCAAACUUUGUUCAACGACAAAGGAAAGUACCCCACCCUGACUCGGAUGUCGUACUGUCAAUGCCGCCUGCCACACGUAUUCACGAGCGUCUUCGAGAGAUUCGGGUGGGCACACGUUGCCUUAUUACUUGACAAGUCCGAUUUGUUCUCCCUUACUGUUGGUAAAAGCUUGGAGUGGGGAUUACGGAAAGAGGGGAUAUUGAAGGCCGUGAGGGAACUGGAUGGAAAUGAACGGGAGUCGUGCGAGGCGUUACUUCGGGACGUUAGCAUGUACGCACGAGUUGUGAUACUGAGCGUCCGAGCGCCUCUGGUACGAGAGUUCCUGCUGGCUGCGCACACCCUCGGCAUGACGAGGGGGGACUGGGCAUUUCUGGACGUAGAAAUAUUUCAGGGUGGGUACUGGGGAGAGACUGGCUGGGCAGCGGGUGACAACCGCGACGCCGCUGCCAGGGUCGCGUAUGAAGCCUUGCUCAGGGUGUCUCUGAAGUUACCCACUGGUGAUCGGUUUGAUGAUUUUGCUGAUGCUGUGAGAGCAAGAGCGAGACAACACUAUAACUAUACUUUCUCAGAUGGUGAAGAGGUGAAUUUCUUCAUCGGAGCUUUCUACGAUGGCGUCUACUUAUUGGGAAUGGCGCUGAAUGAGACCCUGACUGUGGGCGAAGAUAUCAGAGACGGACGAACGAUCACUAGGCGCAUGUGGGGUCGUGAUUUUCACGGUAUAACUGGCCAUGUUCGCAUCGACGCAGUGGGCGAUAGAGAUGCUGACUACGCCAUACUGGAUUUAGAUCCAGUCACUGGCAAGUUUGAGGUUGUAGCAUUUUACCACGGUCUGAACAGCAGCUACAAGGCCGUCGCGGGGAAGGCAAUCCACUGGCCUGGUGGUCGGAGGGGUCCACCGCCUGACACACCCAGGUGUGGUUUCCUGGGCACAGACCCCAUGUGCCAAGGAGAGGCCCAGACAGUUAUUAUAUAUUGUUUUAUUGGGCUGGCGAUAUUUUUAACGUUCGCAGUCACAGCUGCUUGCGUUGCCUAUAAGCAGGCACGCAUCGAUGCAGAGCUGAACAAUAUGGCGUGGAGAGUGCGGCCCGAGGAGGUACUGGUUGAGGUGGGCACCGGACUGGGCGCGAGUCCUGCUCUUCACAGCAUCAACGAAGUCGUUAAGCUGUCUCUCAGCUGGAAUGCUCGAAACAGUAACGGCACGCCAUCGCUGGGGACACCUUCAUUCACACUGUCUUCCUUUACCGUCGGCCUUUACAAGGGUAACCGCGUCGCCGUCAAGAAGAUACACAGGAAGAAACUAGAUCUCAAUAAGAAGCUGUUUUGGGAAAUUAGACAGGCCCGGAAUGUCUCCCACGAGAACACAGCCCGUUUUAUCGGCGCAUGCGUCGAUUGCCCGCUGGUAUUCGUGCUAACCGAGUAUUGCCCUAAGGGUUCUUUGAAGGACGUGUUGGCAAAUGACGAGCUGCAACUAGACUGGAAUUUCAGGACUUCAUUAGUCCACGACAUUGUUCAGGGCAUGUGUUACUUACACGGAGGGCUGGGUGCGCACGGCAAGCUCCGCUCUACCAACUGUCUCAUCGAUGGACGCUUCGUUUUGAAGAUCUCCGACUACGGCCUGAACACAUUGUGCACACCCACCGACCUGAUAAAGGACGACACGUACUAUUACAAAUUGUUAUGGACGGCACCGGAGCUGGUAGCGGCCAGCAUAUACCCUGGUGCAGCCGCCUCUCUUAAAGGCGAUGUGUAUAGUUUUGGGAUCAUCCUUGAGGAGAUAGUCCUUAGAGCUGGACCCUUCCAUCACUACACCAGCACUAUGUCCAAUAAGGAAAUAGUAUCGAGGGUGUGCGCCCGCGAGUCGCCGCCGUUCCGGCCGGUGGUGGGUGUGAGCGACGGCGGCGCAGUGGGCGCGGCGGGCGGCGGCGCCGGAGCGGCCGCCGAGCUGCUAGAGCUGGCGGCGCGCUGCUGGGCCGAGUGCCCCGACGAACGGCCUACCUUCGACGCUAUCAACGCCAACUAUAUUAAGGGCUACUGUGAUAACUUGAUGGAUGACCUUCUCCGUCGCAUGGAGCAGUACGCGAACAAUCUCGAAUCACUCGUAGAAGAGAAAACGGAACAACUGUCGUUGGAGAAAAGGAGAUCUGAGGAGUUAUUAUAUCAAGUGUUGCCAAGGCCUGUGGCUCAGCAACUUAUGGCUGGUGAGAUGGUGCAGCCUGAGAGCUUCGAAUGCGUGACGGUGUAUUUUAGCGACAUAGUCGGUUUCACGGAGCUGUGCGCCGCCUCUACCCCGAUGCAAGUCGUGGAUCUACUCAACGAUUUGUACAGCACAUUCGAUAGGAUUAUAGGAUUUUAUGAUGUUUAUAAGGUAGAGACAAUAGGCGAUGCGUAUAUGGUGGUGUCUGGUCUGCCUGAGCGGAAUGGUGACCUCCACGCACGGGAGAUAUGCCUCAUGGCGCUGGCCAUAGUGGAAGCAGUGCGAGGGUUCGUCGUCAGGCAUCGGCCAACUCAUCGUUUGGAGGUUCGGGUAGGGGUUCACUCCGGGCCGGUGUGCGCAGGUGUAGUGGGAGUCAAAAUGCCUCAUUACUGCCUCUUUGGUGAUACUGUUAACACCGCCAGUCGAAUGGAGUCAAGUGGACAACCACUCCGAAUUCACUUAAGUGAGAGCACACGCCUACUGCUGCAGCAGUGGGGUACAUUUGUAGUAGAACGCCGCGGUGAGGUUGAACUGAAAGGAAGGGGACGAAUGCUGACGCACUGGCUACUGCAGUGCUCCGAACCUGAGGCUAGGCUAGUCAGCCAAGGGCCACAACCGCCGCCCCAGUACCCUAUUCUGUUCCCGGCACUACCACAGCCACCAAUGUCUUUACAGGUCCCAUAUUUAGUGGUCGAACCACCUACUUUAGCUGCUUGAGUUGUAUACUUUGUUUUGUAUCCUCAGAAUUUAUUUACAAUUUUAUUUUUAAGGAAAUUGUAUAGCGUUAUAGAUAAAUUUCAACAGUAUUUAGUAUUUAAAUGAAUACAAUGUCAUUUUGUUGUAAAAUAUUGUUUCAAUUUGGGACAAUAAAGUUAAAAGCUAACAUAAUAUCUGCAACACAAAUACGAGUACUUUAAUAAAAACCUAAAUUGAAUCUUCUGCAUUAUUUUUGAUGAUCAAUGACGUCUUAUUUUCUAUCUUAAAUUUAGAGGAUUCUAAAUGAAAGUUUCGAUAAUUUAUUUAAAUUAUAAGUUGCCAAAUACAUAUGUUGUUGUUUAAGUAGACCAUAGACCAGUGAUUCUCAACCUUUUUUUUGUUGCGGCACAUAUUUAACAAUUUCAAAAUUUGGCGGCACACAAAGAAAAAGAUAAAAAUUAUUUACUUACUACAACACACUGCAUAAAUAGUUUAUGACAAAAAUUUUAAAUAUUUGCAAAAUUUGGCGGCACACAAAAGUGCCGUGGUACAGUGGUUGAGAAUCACUGCCAUAGACUAUCUCACAUGAUUAGUGUUUAUCAGUAACGUGUAUUACUGCCUUUAUAAUUACCCGUAGCAAGCCAAGAUAUCGUACGAUUUUACCGUUACGACGUAACCAGAAAACCAUUUUUUUUAUUUUAAUAGUUUUUUAAUCAGGAAAGCAAAAUACAAUUAAAUUUUCAAUACAAUAUUAUAUAUGUGCUCCUAAACUUAAAAACGUCUACAUACAAGUGAUUAGAAGAUUAGAUUAGAUUAUUAUUUUGUUUAAUAAUAAUAAUAAUAAUAUUUAUUAGGUAAAAAAAUAUGUUUCAAUUUUACAUUUGUUCCCAAAACUUCACACUAGGAUUCCCUGUGUCGUGAAGUCUUGGGCCCUCUUCUACUUACAAAACUUAUUAACUAAUAUAUAAACAUUAGAUACAUAAACAAUUUAGAUUUAUACACAUUUUUACAUAUAUAUUUUGUCACAUAUAUAUAAAUACAUACACACAUGCAUAUACAUACACACAUACACAUACAUAUAUACAUAUUUUCCCAUCCCAUUAUGUUAGCAGUCGAACGCAUACUAAAUGUAAUGAAUUUAAACAAAAUAAUUCUAAUCGACUAACCAGUGAUAGUGAUAUGGACUUCCAUAAAAUAACACCAAGUUCAAUAAAUUAUUUUGAUGCAUAUGGUUUAAUCUUCUUUUAUAUCACUUAUUUAUCGUGAUGGUAAUAUUGUACUAUACCGUUUCAUACUAUGAUUAAUAAUAAAAAUAUCCAUUCAAUAAUAAUGUAAUAAAACAGAAAUCAUUGUAAGCGAAUAAAUAUUUAGCAAAGAUUUUGACGUUGGAUUUAAUUCUUGUUCUUAGUUGUUCAUGUUAUAUAAUUUGAAAUACGUGGGAGUAUUAUUUAUAUUUGAAUUACUUUCGACAUUUUAAAUCUAGCCAGAUAUCAAUUUAAAUAGAUGUAGCAACUGCAUUUACUAUACUUUUUAUAAAUUUUUGCUCUAUUCAGAAUGAUCACGACUCGGAGCAGUAUAAAAAUGUUGAAUGUUUUUUAGAUUAAAAAAAAAAUAUAUUAAGGGAGAUAUACUCGUAAUGUCAAUAAAUAGGUCAGUUAACAUGACGGCAAGUAGUUUAGUAGUACUGAUUGAAAUCUAGUAAUCAAAAUCGCCACUGUAUUGUAGUGACUGUAAUCCUACAAUUUUAUUGUAGUGUCAUGAUAUAUAUAUAUAUUUUUUUUAAUUAAAUCUUUAAUAUACAACAUAUUUCAUAUUAAGUAAAUUUUUAUGUAUUAACACUUAGCACAAUUCAACGAAACACGAAUUUUGUAAGUCAAGUAACAAGUGACAAGUAAUAGAACCAGUACAAAUAUGAAUAGGAUUUCGAUAGAACAACUUUUCAAUGGUUUGUUUAAACGAGUAUUAAUUGGAGUACUUGCGUCGUCUAUCUAUAUCUAUGUCUGUGAUCUAUCUACAGAAAUUGCUUCUAAUUCGUCAUGUUUGCGAAUAUAAAUUUGAAUACGGAUCGCGUUAUCGAAGUUGUGCUCAAUUUGUUACUGAGAUUACUCGGCAAAUUGAGCAUAAAUUAUAUGAUGUCGUACUUGUGUUUGGUAAUGUGAAGUUUAUUCACUUAAUGACCUAAACACAAUUACAUUUGCAUUUUACAUUGUAUAAGUCACAGUAAUGGGAUUAUUACAUACAGAGUAUGUACUGUUAAAAUAUAGUAGAAAAAUGUUUGUGACAAUUAUUGUUUCUUUUUUUUUAAAUUGUAUGAAAUAAAAAUCGUUAUUACUCAUACGUUUUUCAUCCUAUUAAGAGAGUGUUUUAUUAGCGAAACGGAACAUUUUUAUCAAAGAAAUAUGGGUCGAAAAAUAAUAGAAAUUUCGAGCAUCCAAUACUAAAACGACGCGUCCAGAUGUUAGUGUUUUAAUUUAAAAGUUUCCUCUUGUCGGUGCAACUUAUUCAUAUAAAGUUAGUGUUAGAGGCUCAAAAUUAUUUAUUUUUUUGUUAUUUUUAGCUUCCUAAUUCAUUAAAAUUUUUAAUAUAACUAUUUCUGUUUCACUCUAAAUAAGUAUAUAUAAUGAAAUAGAAAACAAUAGAUAUUCGAAGAAAACGUAACUCAAAAAUGACAAUUAGAACUUGCCCUAUUAACGUGACAAUUGUACGCACCAUAUUUAGUAUAGAUUUUUUUUUACAUUUUUCUUACGAAAAUAUGUUAAAAAUUUAAUGUUAAAACAUUUCUCUAAAAGAACGUCAAUAAUUUCGAUUACCUUCUCUAGUAAUAUUAUUAUUUUUUAUGUUCCUAAGGCAAGCUUCAUUAGCGUAUUUAUGCUUUAAUUCCGAGAAAUCAGCGGGCUUGGACCUUUAUAAAGGUGCAUAUAUACUCUUAGAUAAGUCUUUGCCUUCGAAAAAUUGUUUUUACUCAUUCGAAUACAAUUUUUUUGUCAGAACAGAAAAACUUAAUUGGCAGAGUUACAAAUACAUAAAUGGAUGAAAAUGAAUAAAAAUAACAAAUAAUGAGUAAACAGUAAAAUUCGACUGAUUUAGUCUCCUAACUCCUGUCAACUUACAAUGACGAUGAUCAACAACAAAAAAAAAACUUCAAAAGAACUUAAAAAAAAAAUUAAAACGAAGAUAAAUAAAUGUUUUUUUUGCAUGGUUUAUAACCACACAAUUUAUAACUUGACUCUUAGAAAGAAAAACCUCUUAGACAGUUCAUUUGUCCUAUUUUUUCUCAUAAUUUUUGUAGGUAUCUUUAUUAGGUUAAUUACUAAGUUACGUCGAAUUUGGAAACAUUUGUUUUAUUAAAUGUUUUAUUGGAUAAGACCUUAAUCCAAGUGCAUAAACAAACCUAUAUAUCUAGUACAGAUAUAUUAAUUGAAAAGUACUUACGUAUAUGUUGUGAGUUUCGAUGAAAUUAGCAAAGUUUGAAAUGUUAUUCUAUAAACCUAGCUAUUUCUAAACUUUGCUAAUUUUACAGAUCGUAUCUUUUAGACAUAGGUAGGUUUAGAUUGUCAAAUAUAAUUAAUAAUCACGUUUAUGUACAUUACACUCAUGCAUGUAUAUCGAAGAAAUAGUUUUUGUACAAAAUAAACAUUUUAAAACAAUUGUUCCUACUUUUAUACAUAUUGUACCUAUAUUUAUACUGUUGUCUUUUAUAUCAAUAUCUAUUUUUAUAUAAACAUUACUUCUUGAAUUUAGACAGAGAUGCUUUUUUUAGUUUUGUGUCAAUUAGAAGUGUAAGGGGAGGUGUUGUACCUAAUGUAAUAUUAUAAAUAAUACGUUUACAAAUUAUGAUAAAAGUAGUUUUAUUUUAUUUUCUUUUAUUUAGUUAUUAUAUUAAAAGAAGAUUGAAAUUGAUAAGAUGAUGGUACUCAUUCCAGGCGAGCCGUACAUAGCAAUCAUGUUAUCAGUGAAGAUUAUAUUGAAGAUUGAUAAAUCAAUACAUAUAAUAAAGUCGUAACUGGUCGCUGUCUGUAUAUAAA